CGAGAUAUUAGAUACGCGCACAGCCUCAUCCCUUCCAGAAGACCAUCCUUGCCGUUUCCGCUGUCGUUUCUUCCGUCAGACUUUUCUAUCCUUCAACAGACGACGACUGAUACCCUGAUCUAGAUAAAUCAGAACUGUGUCGCGACAUGCACUGCGGAUCUUCUUAGUGACCAUCAGGUACAAUAUCUUUCUCAAACACGGUUCAGGAGAAUGCGCUUCAAGAAUGGUAUGCGCCACUGGUCAUUCCAGCUCGGGAGGUACGGGACCACAUUGCCAAUGCUUGUAAGCUGCACAGCUUUACAGCGUGUUUCUUGUUCCUUGCGUGUGGAAUAUUUUGCUGUGGGUGUCGCCGUUGGCUUUCUAACAAAGACGAAUGUUGCAGGGCGCUGCGGUGGCGCGGACCUUAAGCAGUAUUUAACGCUGUAGAAAUUACAUUCGAUGCCACCAUCCUUCCGAUCCAUCUUCACAUUUCUGUUACUCCUUUACCUCGGAUUUACAUGGACACCCAGACCACCCUGGUCGAUACUCCAGCUGAUGUCCCUGCCAAUGUGCAGACCGUGCUCAACUUUUCCGAUGCCAUCACCAUGCUCUCUUCCGCGGACUUGUACGACGCUUCCAACGGCAAGGUUGCCUACUCCGUCGAUAAUCACAAAUCGUUCGCAUCAUCCAAGACUGUCAUCAAAGACGUCAGAGGCGGCAAAGACGAAAUCAUGGCCACCAUCUCCAAGAACGACGUGCUCCCAGACAGUGUUGCUUUUCCUGCACGCGAAGGCGUGAGGGGCAAAGAAGUGAAAGUCAAGGUAGAGAAGUGGAUGUGGGCGCCGAAGCAUAGGGAUUUCCCUAUGUCCUUCGAAGUCAAUGGUCAAGAGUACCAAUGGAUCGUCGGCGCGGGCAGGACUCUUCAGCUCGUCGAUCCUAAACAAGCCGACGCACCUUUGGCAUGGCAUGAGCCCAGCCCCAACGGGCCCAAGAAAGGCGGGCGUCUUUUGCUCACUCCCGCCGCAGAGACUGACCUGAUGCACAACGCUGUCAUUGUCUCAUGCGUUAUGGCUCUUCAGCGUUGGGCUGCUAGCAUACGCUUCGCGCAGUUCGGUACUGCCGUAGCAGCGGAACAGAUGUAUUCGACUACAUUCGGAAGGGAUGCAUGAGUAGUAUUCUC
Coniophora puteana RWD-64-598 SS2 is the source of this 1159-nucleotide messenger RNA. RefSeq lists its product as uncharacterized. Bases 498 to 1148 code for a protein of 216 amino acids. NCBI's taxonomy places the organism in Eukaryota, Fungi, Basidiomycota, Agaricomycetes, Boletales, Coniophoraceae. The record is from RefSeq and is a predicted model, not a curated record. The transcript is spliced from 3 exons.